Cimex lectularius (bed bug) is the source of this 1733-nucleotide messenger RNA. It is a transcript of the gene Dhit, whose product is annotated as regulator of G-protein signaling 20. The record is from RefSeq and is a predicted model, not a curated record. Bases 581 to 1282 code for a protein of 233 amino acids. Lineage: Eukaryota; Metazoa; Arthropoda; Insecta; Hemiptera; Cimicidae. The transcript has 7 exons.
CAUCAUCCAUGGAUCUAUGUAUUGUAGAUUCUGGUUUCUUCUGAGAUUGGAAGGCUUUGGUUGAAUCCCUAGUUCUAUGCUCUAUUUUCAUGUCCGUUUCAGUAUUGAGUUAUGAUUAUUUUUUUAUGGUGGGUGAGUGUAGAAUUAUAUCUACGAUGUUUUUAAGUAAGCGGUAUCCUCUGUUCUCUCUUUUCCUUUUAAGUCUAUGAGGAUUCCAGGUUAGUCGCUUGUCUAGACUUCCAGUUUGCCAAAACACUUUUUAGACAAAACUAUGUGCAGUCAAUCAAUCAAAAUGAUCUGAAGUUCCGAAUUUAUCUCCUGACCAUUGGGAACCGAUUCAAGACGAUAUCGCCCUAUGUAUACAAACAAAACAACAAACAGGACGGUCUUUUUUGGCAAACGUUUCGCGCCUUGGCGAGACUUGUAGAGUGGCCAACGAAUUGAAAUAGAUUUGCAUAUCAUCGCAAUUGUCGGCUCUUUUGACGAGACGAAAAUCUAAAGCGGCUUUUCAGAAGUAUUGCGCAUCUCAACUUCGCGAGAGAACCUUCUGCAGCUUGGUUCGACAACGUUACAAUGCCUGAUGUCAAGUGAUUGUGUUGAGAAGGGAAGUUGCAGGCUCCGAGGUAGCAGAUCUUCCCUCAACGGCGGUGCCCUGAAAAACGGGCAAGUCGCCAGGCCUCCCAAACCCUGCUGUUUUUGUUGGUGCUGUUGCUGCACCUGCUCAUGGAAUAAAUGCUUGGCAGUCAAGACAAAUACGGAGAACUGCAACAAAAAGACGGAGACAACUGCGGAAAGCCUUUUGAACUGUGAUGGAGAACCUCCGCCAUCUUUGGAGGAGAUCCGUGCAUGGGGAAAAUCCUUCGAUAGGCUCAUGAAAAAUCCAGCCGGAAGAAAAGUUUUCCGUGAAUUCUUGCGAUGCGAAUACAGCGAAGAAAACAUCCUAUUUUGGCUAGCAUGCGAAGAACUGAAAAAAGAGGGAAAUCCCGAUCUCAUAGAAGAAAAAGCGCGAUUCAUCUAUGAAGACUAUAUAUCCAUACUUUCUCCUAAAGAGGUGAGUUUGGAUUCAAGAGUACGUGAGAUUGUAAAUCGCAAUAUGGUUGCUCCGACACCUCACACUUUUGAUGAAGCGCAACUUCAGAUAUAUACAUUGAUGCAUAGAGAUUCAUACCCUCGGUUUGUCAACUCAUCGCUCUUCAAGCAGCUUGCUCAGCUGAAUAACAAUAGUGAUGGGAGUGACAUGAUACCAGUAGUCGAAGCUCAACAAUCUCAACCAAAACAGUAAACAGAGCACAAAUGAUCAACUAUCUCUUAACUAUAAUUUUUUUAUUGUAAUUAAUUAUUGCAAUUUAACUGUAACUAUUUCUUAUUGCUAUUUGCUGCUCAAACUGCGUUAUACAUAAAAAGCAGCAAUAUUUUAUAUGCUCUAUUGCACAAAUAUUUUUUUGUUUGUUUUUGUUUCAAAACAGUACAUGCAGAAAUGAUUCCACAAAGAGUUAUUACCAAAUAAUCUGUGCUAAAUGCAAUUGGUAAAUUGACUUGUGGUUAAAUUAAAACUAUUUUGAACAUCAAAUAGAAUGAUUUAAAUUCUUUUUGUAACAAAAGAAAACUAAACAGACUAUUUUAAAAAUUUGAGGAAUAACUUUAAUACAAUGAGAGCUACGUCUUUUGUAAGAAAAAUGCAUUUAAAUUAAAACAAAUCAAGUACAUAAGUUUCUUAACAUAAAAACAAAAAU